This is a messenger RNA of Klebsormidium nitens, 2685 nucleotides long. The record is from the annotation of a GenBank genome assembly. Lineage: Eukaryota; Viridiplantae; Streptophyta; Klebsormidiophyceae; Klebsormidiales; Klebsormidiaceae.
AAACGGGUUCAAGUUCUCCUGGACCUCAGAAGCAGCCGCGCUAGCUACGGUACACGCCCCUGACUGGCAUGGCAACAGGAGGUCUCGUCCCCAACGCUCCUGGAGGGGUUGGGGGUUCCACAGCAGAAGCAGCUGCUAAGCUGGAUGCUAAUGACAGGAAACGUUCUGGGGAUGACACAUUUGAGGGAGACGUAGAAAGGCGGGUGAGGCCCAAGGUGAAUUUGCCUCUGGGGUCUCCAGACCAGGGGCUGGAAGAAGCAGAUGGGGAGUCUCAGGAGGAGCUGGACACGCGGCUGAGGGCCCUCGUGGAAGUUGCUUCUCAGCGCAAGGGCGACAGCCCGCUUCCCGAGCCCCCCCGCAGCCUCUUCCAGGGCGCUCUCCCCAUCCCUUAUGGGUCAGCAGCCCCGCCUGCCCCGGCAUCUUUGAGUCAACCCACCCAAGAAGCGCUUGGGCUGGGCAGAACAGGGGAGUACGGGGGAGCUCAACCUGCAAGGGCCUCAGGAGGAGAUAACUUGGCCGACGGCUCCUGGUCAGGCCCCCCGGAUGGGCCGCACAGGCUGGCUGCUGCGGGCCAGCCUCUUCUUCCUCGGGAGCAUGUUUUACCGCAGCAGCUGCUUCACCCUGAGCUGCACUCAGAACAGCCGCACGCCCUUCGGGCGACAGACUCUCUGAGUGCAGAAGAAGGCGUCCCGAUGGAGCGCACAGAGCAGUUCGGCGAGGGGGAAGAUGGGGAGGGGGGCAUGCAGAUGGAGGAGGAGGCGGAGCACGGGUUUGGGCCCUCGCACGGGUUUGGGGCCCAUCCCGAGCAAAUGUAUGGGGAGUAUGCAGAGCACGGGCAGUAUGUGGUGCACCAGCAGUAUGCUACUGAGGAGGCGCAGCAGCUGGCAGAGCACGCAGGUUUUGGAGGGGGCCACAUGGAGCAGGAGGAGGACGAGGGCGCGCUGGCUGCGUUGGACCUGGUGGAGGUAGGUUUCCCGCGCAGCAGCGUGGAGGAGCUGCAGACGCUGCCGCAGCACGACCUCAUCACGCGUGUGCUCGACCUUGAGGAGCGCAUCUCUGCCGUCGUGCGCGAGAAGCAGCUCGAGGCCGCCGCGCGCCAGGAGGCCGAGGACAACGCCGCACGCUACGCAGAGGAGAGCCAGCAGCUGCGGCAGGUGGUGCGCGAGAAGAACGGCUACAAGAAGGGCGUGCUCCAGGAGAUGGCGGCCCUGGAAGCGCCCCCGCCGGGCCACGCGCAGAUUGCGGGCCGCUUCACCAUCACAAGGGAGAGUUCGCCAGGGGGGGGCCUGCGCUUGGAAAAGGGCAACAAGGGCAAGAGCAAAUCUCACUCCCCAGUCAAGGAGAAGUGGAAGGCUGAGUGGAAGAAGGCCGCUUCUCGUAGUCAGUACGUUCCUUCUGCCAGCCAGAUGGGAGGGGAGGAGUACGGGGAUGCGGGCGUAGAGGGGCUGAGGCAGCCUGAGAGAGUGAAGGGCAUCCGGAGCAGGAAGGUGGGGCCAGCGCAGGCAACACCCGCGAGCAAGCUGCUGGCGAUCCUGGGGGCGGAGCCUGAUACGGGGCCGCAAGAUGACGACGAGGACGAGGAUGACAACGACGACCGCAGCGACGAGGAGUAUGUGGCACCACCCUCCCCAGCGCCGCGGCCAAUUGCGCCUGCGGGCCCCUCCCCAGCACGCACGUCGCGCGCCGAGUCGACGGUGGGCCUGGAGGACCUGAGCGAGUUUCUGCGCACGUGCUGCCAGGCGAAGCAGACGGGCCACAUGACGCUGCACCGCGUGCUCUGGUACACCUACCUCGCGUGGCGCCAAAAGAUCGCCUCGCCGCGCCCCUCCGUCUCCAGCGGCGGCGUCGGCCUCAGCCAGUGCAUGCAGAAGCUCGGGCACCGGGAACGGCUGUUCACGCGCGAAAUUCAGGCCAAGAAGGCUGGGUGCAAGGGCUACGAGGGCGGCGGCAAGUACUGGAUGGGCCUGGUGGUGCUGGACAAGGCGCUGGUAAAGACGGGCCGCCAAUGGCUCGCUAAGGCCAAGCGCACGGGCGGCAGCAACCGGGUCACCUUCUCCCGGGACUCUGCCUCAAUAAAAGUCAAAGCCAGCGAGCCUGCCGACGAAGAGGACAAUGACGAAGAUGCUGCAGAAGUAUAGGCUAAUUGGCCUUUGCGUCGUCGGGGUUUAGUGGACAUGUCCGGUGGGACCCUAUCCUCAGUAAAGAGGAUGGGUGUAUAGUCGUAUCAGUGAUUGAAAAGGUGGGCUUGGCGGCUUGUUGGAGGGACGGCAGAAGAACGGCCGCGAGUUUUGCAGGCAUGAUGCGCUGCCGUUCCUCCAAUAGAGUCAGGAAGUCAAGGAUCGUUUUGCCCGUUGUUUUAGCAACGUAGUUUAGAAAACUAUAUCCUUUGCAAGGUCCUGACGAGAAGGGCCUUGAGACGAGGUUCCUUGUGGCCGAAGUCCCGUCUAGUUUGGUUCAAAGUUACCGUUGUCUCCAUAUUUGCUGCUUCGUCCCGUGUAAGGAGGCAUGAGGGCGCUUACAUAUCGAUGUUUCAGCUCUUGUGGUUCUCUGUGGAAGCGCUGCAGCCCUUGUAUGUUUUUUAAGGGAGGAAGAGGUACGAAGUUACAAUGCUCACUCGUCCAGAGCUUCCGUCGAGAACAAUUUGAGGCAGCUAGGUUAGCUGCAGUGACGCGACAAACAACGGGC